UCAGGCACAAUAUGAAUCGGUGGAAUUAGAUGGCUGACCAAUGGCUGUGUGUUAUUUAUACAAUUAAAAUGGCGGUAUCGUCAUUUGAAUGCUCAGUGUUUGUAUUCGUAGGUUGUCUCGCGCAUUGCCCUUAUGGACGUUCGUUUUUAUUUACCGCCAUAUAUACAAUAAGUUUCUUGAGAUUAUACGAUGCACUUUAAAUAUCCAUUUUAAGUGAGAUAUAAUGCAAGGAAUAAUUACUUCGCGCCAAUGAAAUUUCCAAACACUAGUUUGUGGUUGCAUUCCGCAGUCUAGUAAUGGUGAUUGUCAAAUUAUAUCUGUUUUAAAUUUCAUGCCUACUUUUACAGUAUGACAAAUAAUCAGGAUUCGAACUGUGUAAUUUCUGGUGUUUUGUAUCCAUUUGGGGUCGUGUUGGAUUUAUAACUUCAGACAGCAACGUAGAAGAUUUGGAUUUAAGGAUGGUGGGCGGGGCUGGAGCGGCGGUGACCGUGGCCGAUGUUUUGGAGCUGCGGUCUGCUGGUCUCACAGUGUCUGAAACGUGGUCUCUACUUUGUCAGGCCACCCAGGCGCUGCAAGAUCUCUUCUUGUCGAGUUGCGUGUUGCUGCAAAAGAUGGUGCCGAGGAUAACCCCGAGCAAUCUGCAGGUCACGCCGAGGGGUCGGGUCACGCUGGCGAUCUCGGACACGGAAUCUGGGGAUCUGUGUGAUGAGUUCUUGGCCCCUGAAUACAGACCUGGACUUCAGGCCACUUGCGAAGCAAGCUUGGAGAAGAUGCUGAUCUUCUCGCUUGGCAAAAGCCUGCAGCAGGUUGUGAAAGGCGCCGAGCAUGAACAAGGGAACCUGAAGUCUGUGUUGGAGUCCAUGGUCAGGCCCAAUCCCGCCACUCGCGCCUCGCUAAUGGACCUUCUUGAUGCGAUAUCCGAAUACUACAAAGCUCGUAUUGAGAGCAGACCAUUCUCACAUCUUAUGAUGGACUUGUACAGGGAAGCAUUGGAAACUACACCUCAGUGCCUUCCAGCCAAGGGAAAUGUGAUGCAACCUGACACUGUAAUGAGUUCAACACAGAGAAGGACUAAUAGCUUUCCCAAGGACUACCAAAGAAGACUUACUAGUGAAGAUGGACUUAUGAAAAUUAAGAAGAGCUGCUCACAGAACACUAAAACUGAACGGCCUCUUUCAAGAUGUCCUGUGCAAAGAGCUCCAUCUAGACUAUAUCGAGCUACAGCAGCAUCAUCAAGAGAGAUAGAUCCUCAUUCAAAAUAUUGCUGUCCCAACACUUGCAUUGGUCCUGAGUUCAUCGUAAGGGCUACGAAGCCCAGCAAAGAGAUCCGCAUUAAAGGAGUAAAGGCAACUUGUACUAAAAAAGUUGUAGUCAUAUCACUGAAUGGACAGAAGACGAAUGUGACAUGUGAUCCAAACACAGCAACUGCAGGACAGAUAUUUGAGGUUGUAGUAAUCAGUGAGGGACUUGAAGACAACUUCACAUUAGGUCUGGCAGCAUUGUUAGGUGGUGAAUUUGCGUUUCUACCUCCUGAAACAAAAUUACACAAAGUGGCACCUGCAGGAUGGUGUGGAGACUCCAAGAAACAUACUAUGCCAAGUUGUGUAUUUACUCUAUAUCUCAGGGUCAAAUUCUUCAUGCCAAGUCUCAGAGGAGUACGGAAUUGGACCAUGAAACACCUACUAUAUCUUCAGUUACGUAGGAGUUUGUUAGAGCAACAGAUACAGUGUGAUAUUGACCAACAUGUUGCUUUGAGUGGCCUUGCACUUCAAUCUGAGUUUGGAGACUACUCAGACCAGGAACAUGGGCAUGGGGACUACUUCUUACUGGAGCAUUACAUUCCUGAAAGCCUAAUUAUCCAACAUGAAGAUGAACAGACUCUGAGGAAACAAAUGCAGUUGCUACACAAAGAGAGGCAGAGUUUGGAUCCUGGAAGAGCAGAAGAGAUUUACAUUACUCUAGUUCAAAUGUUGAAGGGAUAUGGUUGUCAUUUCUACAAUGCAGUCUGGGUGGCAAAAGAUGGAAAUAACCAUGAAGUGCUGCUUGAGAUUGAUGCCCGGGGUUUGACACUGCAUAAAACUCAUGGGAAUGAGAGACAUCUGCAUGAAUUUUUUGCAUGGAAAAGAAUCCAGCUACUUUCAUAUAGCAAACAAUACCUCUUCCUCAUGCCUCAAUAUGACAAUAAGGGAAAUAUUAAGCCCACUAAGUACAAACUGCAAAUGGACCACAAAAAGAGUUCUUUUGUGUUUCAUCUUGCUUCUUUUCAUCACCAGAUUUCUAUGAAACUCAGGUCUAAUAUGAGCUCAUUGCAGUCACUCACAGCAGCAAAUCAGAGUGCGGAUGGGUACCAAGUCCUUGAUUGAUGUUGCCAAGGAGCAUCAUUCGUCAUAUCAAAAAAAUUGUGUUAUAGCAUCCAUUCCAAUAUUAGACACUUCUAAACAGUCAU
Molecule: messenger RNA, 2446 nt
Organism: Cryptotermes secundus
Lineage: Eukaryota; Metazoa; Arthropoda; Insecta; Blattodea; Kalotermitidae
Product: tyrosine-protein phosphatase non-receptor type 13-like
Exons: 14
Coding region: 459-2363 (634 amino acids)
Cellular component (GO): cytoskeleton
Source: RefSeq, a predicted model, not a curated record